This is a messenger RNA of Phyllostomus discolor (pale spear-nosed bat), 870 nucleotides long. RefSeq names its product myeloid cell surface antigen CD33-like. Bases 1 to 870 code for a protein of 289 amino acids. The transcript is spliced from 6 exons. Gene Ontology annotation, molecular function: sialic acid binding. Gene Ontology annotation, biological process: cell adhesion. Lineage: Eukaryota; Metazoa; Chordata; Mammalia; Chiroptera; Phyllostomidae. Gene Ontology annotation, cellular component: plasma membrane. The record is from RefSeq and is a predicted model, not a curated record.
AUGAUUGCCAAUGAUACAUCUGAGGCCCAGAUACCUCCAGAGAUGCUGUGGCUGCUGCUGCCUCUGCUAUGGGCAGGGGCCCAGGCUCAGUCUCCAGGAUUCAUGAUGCAAGUACAGAAGUUGGUGACGGUGCAGGAGGGCCUGUGUGUCUCUGUGCCCUGCAAUGUGUCCUACCCCAAGAUUGGCUACACUGAGCCUGACCCAGCUUAUGGAUUCUGGUUCCUGGAUGGAGCUAAUACAAACAACGUUGCUCCAGUGGCUACAAACAAACCAGAUCAUAAAGUGCAGGAGGGGACCCAGGGCCGAUUCUUCCUCCUUGGGGAUCCCAGGAACUACAGCUGCUCCCUGGACAUCAGAGACGCCAGGAAGACACAUGGCGGAUCAUACUUUUUUCGGGUGGAGAGAGGAUCUAUGAAAUUUUCUUUCAAAGAUUACAAGCUCACCGUGCAUGUGACAGCCCUCAACCACACACCUGACAUCCUCAUCCCUGGGAACCUGGAGUCUGGCUGCCCCAUGGACCUGACCUGCUCUGUGCCCUGGGCCUGUGAGCGGGGCACGCCCCUCCUCUUCUCCUGGAUGUCAGCUACUCACCCCUCCCUGGUCCCCAAGACCCACAACUCCUCAGUGCUCACCCUCACCCCACAGCCCCAGGACCAUGGUGCCAGCCUGACCUGUGAGGUGACCUUGCCUGGUGCCAGAGUGACGACGAGAACCAUCCACCUCAAUGUGUCCUACUCUCCACAGAACUUGACUGUAACUCUGUUCCGAAGAAGCAACUCAGGGUCCAUGGCAGUGGUGGUGCUGGUGGCCAUUGCGGAGGCUGUUGUCAAGAUCCUGCUCCUCCUCCUCAGCCUCAUCAUCCUCAUGUGA